UUCGUGUAUUAUAUAAUUUGGUGUGAACUGCGCGGGGGCGGGAUUCCAUUCUGCACAUCGAACUUUGUAGACCUAUGGAACUGGAAGGGCUGAAGAUGUCGCGCAGCAAAUCUCAAAAGAUCACUGUGGAGCAAUUUAUCUCUUCCAUGAUCCCUUUGAUCGAUAUGGAGAAGGAGGCUGAAAUAUCCGCAUCUCUUGGUCUAUCUUCAACGAGGAGUUUGCAUGCUUCUCAAAAAAGAGGCUCCUCAAUUUUUAAUCUUAAAUGUACAGAUGCUCAGACAGGAUUAAUGGGGAAGACUCUUCUUGAAUUUCAGUCUAAUAAGGGUGAUGUUCUCCCUGCUCACAAGGAGUCGAUCGUGGAUAUUGAGGGUGAGGCUACAGAGAGAUUGAAGCACUUUAUCCUACCCUGGAGGAGCUGGCGUUUUUUGGUUCUCCAGUUUUCCACUCAUGAUGUGGUUGUUCUGAAACCAAACAAAGCUGAUCAAGGUUCUUCUUCACUUGGACAGGGUGUAGUUUACCGUUUAAAGGAUUCUUCCAUUACUGUUGCUUUCGAUGAAAUUCCUGAAGAUGGGUUGAACAGCCCCUUGCGUCUUGAGAAGGUUGCUAAUGAGGUAACCUACCGCAGGAUGAAGGAUGCCUUAAUUCAACUCAGUAAGCAUAAGGGGCCAGCUGUAGAAAUGAUUCCUGUUUUGUUUGGAGAGAAACUACCUACUACUACAAAGAAGAUUAUGCAAUUUUCUCCAUUUAACAAAACUCUUGAUCAUUCCCAGAGAGAUGCUAUCUCCAAAGCCCUCUCUUCUGGUAAUGUUUUUUUGCUUCACGGACCUCCUGGAACCGGUAAAACAACCACUAUUGUGGAGAUAAUACUGCAAGAAAUUAAACGUGGUUCCAAGAUCCUUGCAUGUGCUGCUUCUAAUAUUGCUGUUGACAACAUUGUUGAGCGACUUUUUCCAUACAGAGUUAGGUUGGUGAGGUUGGGGCAUCCUGCACGUUUGUUACCCCAAGUGCUGGAGAGCGCUCUCGAUGCACAGGUUCUAAGAGGGGAUAACAACAGCCUGGCAAAUGAUAUUCGCAAGGAAAUGAAGGUUUUGAAUGAGAAGAUGCUGAAGUCUAAAGAUAGGAAUACCAGAAGGGAUAUCAGGAAAGAGCUGAGGACACUUUCUAAAGAAGAGAGAAGAAGACAGCAAUUAGCAGUCAUCGAUGUGCUAAAAAAUGCAGACGUUAUUCUAACAACAUUAACUGGUGCUGCUUCUCACCAAUUGGAAAAAAUUACAUUUGAUUUAGUUAUAAUUGACGAAGCUGCUCAGGCACUUGAGGUGGCAUGCUGGGUUGCUCUGUUGAAGGGGUCAAGGUGUAUGCUUGCUGGAGACCAUCUCCAGCUUCCCCCUACAAUCCAAAGUGCUGAAGCUGAGAAGAUGGGCUUAGGAAGGACCCUAUUUGAACGGUUGGCAAACUUGUAUGGUGAGGAGGUUAUGUCUAUGCUUGCAGUUCAAUACAGAAUGCACGAACUUAUAAUGAACUGGUCAUCUGGCGAAUUCUAUGGUGGUAAGAUACAAGCCCAUUCAUCUGUUGCUGAGCAUAAGCUUUGGGAUCUUGAAAAUGUGAAGAGGUCAUCUUCAACAGAACCAACUCUUAUACUUGUUGAUACCGCAGGGUUUGAAAUGGAAGAGAAAAAAGAUGAGGAAGAUAGCACAAUGAAUGAGGGCGAAGCUACAAUUGCAAUAGGUCAUGCUCUGAGACUUGUUGAGAGUGGUGUUCAGGCAUGCGAUAUAGGGAUCAUCACUCCCUAUUCUGCACAGGUUACCUAUCUUAAGGUAUUGCGUGGUACGGAAGCUAAAUUGAAGGAUGUUGAAAUUUCUACAGUUGAUGGGUUCCAAGGCAGGGAAAAAGAAGCCAUCAUCAUUUCCAUGGUUCGUUCAAACGUUAAAAAAGAGGUGGGCUUUCUAACUGAUCAUCGUCGCAUGAAUGUAGCCAUCACACGUUCUAGAAGACAAUGUUGUCUUGUGUGUGAUACUGAAACUGUAUCUGAGGAUAGCUUCUUGAAACACUUAGUUGAGUAUUUUCAGGAGCAUGGAGAGUAUUUGAGUGCAUCAGAAUACGGACAUUAAGUAUGAAGGUAUCAUCUCAGGUUGAUUGGCAACUUUGAUGCUAUCAUUAUUAUUGGCUGCCGUUUGGUUAAACCCGCCGAAGCACUAAUGAAUCUUUGUUUCCAGCGAGGAAAUAGAAGGCAAAGUUGUAGAAAUCAGAAGCAUCGUGGAAUGAAGAUAAGCUACUUCGAGUCAUAUUUGAUGAUGAUUAAUGCUGCCCUUUCAAACUCAGACCAAACAACUUUCUUUUGAGUCUUGGUAUGGUUUUACAUGCUAUGUAUCUCUAUCAUCGCAUCCCUCUAAUGGCUCUAAAUUUUGCCUCAUUUAUUAAUUGAAAUGCAAAGCUUAUUUCUUUUAUGAUAUACUAAGUUUAAUCA
Molecule: messenger RNA, 2464 nt
Organism: Dendrobium catenatum
Lineage: Eukaryota; Viridiplantae; Streptophyta; Magnoliopsida; Asparagales; Orchidaceae
Product: DNA-binding protein SMUBP-2
Exons: 17
Coding region: 75-2108 (677 amino acids)
Molecular function (GO): ATP hydrolysis activity; DNA binding; 5'-3' DNA helicase activity
Source: RefSeq, a predicted model, not a curated record